AUGGCUUGGUUGCUCGACAUGGACGAGAUGAUCAAGUCCCGGCUGGUGCACGACUUCGACGCCAGCCUCUUGGACAUCGGGCAGGAGGUGAGCGCCGACGCCUACAGCAUGAGCGAUGUCCUGGCGUUGCCCAUCUUCAGGCCGGACGACCCCAGCCUUCCGCAGGCGGGGGAAGCCAAACGCCCACCGUUUCAGUACGUGAUGGGUGCGCCCACGUCGGCCGCGGUUAAGCUGCAUGACGAAACGCUCACUUACCUGAACCAAGGUCAGUCUUACGAAAUCCGGAUGCUGGAUAAUCGGCAAAUGGGACAGAUGCCUGAGAUCACUGGGAAAUUGCUGAAGAGCAUCGUGAGAGUCGUCUUCCAUGACCGACGGCUACAGUUUACGGAGCAUCAGCAACUUGAAGGCUGGCGGUGGAAUCGUCCAGGAGACAGACUUCUCGGUUUAGAUAUCCCGCUGUCCGUGGGAAUAACGGACACAAAGACGAUUCCAAACCAGCUAAAUGCGGUUGAAUUCCUGUGGAACCCUGCGAAGCGCACAUCCGCCUUCAUCCAGGUGCACUGCAUCAGCACGGAAUUCACCCCGCGGAAGCACGGGGGCGAGCGGGGGGUGCCCUUCAGGAUCCAGGUCGACACUUUCAAGCAGAAUGAAAAUGGAGACUACACCGACCACGUCCACUCCGCCAGCUGCCAAAUCAAAGUUUUUAAGCCUAAAGGGGCAGACCGAAGACAUAAAACUGACCGAGAGAAGAUGGAGAAGAGAACGGCGAAUGAAAAAGAAAAGUAUCAGCAGUCCUACGACACCACCAUCCUCACCGAGUGUUCCCCGUGGCCCGAUGUCCCCACAAGCCCCGUGAGUAACAGUCUGCCCGCGGCGCCCACCCCCACCCUCCCCCCGCAGGGCACCUGCGGCUUGGCCGGUAGCGAUCCCAUCCCGGGCCAGCAGGUUGCUGGGGCCUCGCAGGCCCCGGGUGAUGCCCUUCAGCCUUCAGCCACCAUCCAGGAAACACAAGAGUGGCUGCUCAGAAACAGAUUCUCUCCCUACAGAACACUUUUUUCCAGUUUUUCAGGUGCAGACUUACUGAAAUUGACAAAGGAGGAUUUGGCACAAAUUUGUGGUGCAGCCGACGGCAUUCGACUCUAUAAUUCACUGAAGUCAAAGUCCGUGAAGCCCCGUUUAACCAUCUAUGUGUGCCAGGAGCAGCCCAGCACCAUCCCAUUGCCAGGGCAGCAGCUGGCUUCAGGCUUUGGAAGCUUCCCCUUCAGUGGGGCACCCUACAUUUAUCAUGCAAUCUACUUGGAAGAAAUGGUCGCCUCCGAAGUCGCUCAGAAACUUGCAUUGCUGUUUAAUAUUCCUUUCCACCAAAUCGGCCAGAUUUACAGACAGGGUCCCACUGGUAUUUUCGUUCUUGUUAGCGAUCAGAUGGUUCAGCACUUUGAAGAUGAGAGUUGCUUUUUACUCUCUGCAGUACAAGCUGAAAAUGGUAAUGGUAUCCACAUAAUUUUGAAGUGAUGUCUUCCUGGUUUGAACUUUAUUCAGCACCAAAUAAAGUCACAUUUAAAAGUGAGUAAAGACUGAAUCCAAGACGUCUCAGGAUCACAUUUUUUUAUUGUGUAAAUGUUCCAUGUUGAAAACACAAGUUGACCUUUCUAGUGAGCUGUCUGGGAGGUGAAUCUUCUCUGUCACUUGCCAAGUAUCCACUAGUGAGCCCGAGCUUGUUCAGACAGCACUGCCUACUUCUUAGGGCCGCCGUGCAGGUGGGCCU
This is a messenger RNA of Talpa occidentalis (Iberian mole), 1765 nucleotides long. Its product is annotated as upstream-binding protein 1-like. Gene Ontology annotation, cellular component: nucleus. Gene Ontology annotation, biological process: regulation of transcription by RNA polymerase II. The coding region runs from base 1 to 1512 and encodes 503 amino acids. The transcript has a single exon. The record is from RefSeq and is a predicted model, not a curated record. Gene Ontology annotation, molecular function: DNA-binding transcription activator activity, RNA polymerase II-specific; RNA polymerase II cis-regulatory region sequence-specific DNA binding. Lineage: Eukaryota; Metazoa; Chordata; Mammalia; Eulipotyphla; Talpidae.